UAAGAAAAAAAAACUUUUUUUUUUUUUUGUAAUCUAUCCGCCCACUCCUAAUGCAUAAAAAUUAAAAAGUUAAAUUAUUAGUUAAUAAACAAAGCAAUUCUUUAUAUCAAACUUAUGAAAAAUUUUAAUGUAAAACCGUACCAAGCGUACCAACCCUAUAAUACUCUGCCCACCAAUCAUAAUAAAGGUCGUCAUCUGCUACAGCAGCCUAAAGCAGCAACUCAUUCGCUUCACUACUAUCAAGAGCAACAACAACAGCAACAGCAAUCACAAGAGCAAAUAAUUUUUACCAACAAUCACAAUACGCCUACUUCGCGUAAUAGUAAUACCAACGCAUUACAAUUUACACCACAGCACACAUCUUGUCUAUUAGCAUCAUCAGCAUCCUCGUCAUCAUCGCCAUCAUCAUUAUCGUCAUCAUCAUCAUCAUCAACAUCAUCAUCGUCACGAUCAUCAACAUCACUAUCGUCGUCAUCAUUAGCAAAACAGUCAGCAAUUAUUGAAUCAAAGACAACAAAUAUAACUCCUACGCUUGGCGGUUAUUUAGUUAAUAAUAAUCAAUCUCAACAAAAUCUUAAUCAACAACAACAACACUCAACAGCCGCAAUGUUAGCUUUAAGUAACGUCCCGACUAACAGCAACAGCAACAGCUGCAUUAACAAUUAUAAUUUAACAAAUUUGCAUUACAACAACAAUAACAACAACAACAACAGCACUACUCUCUCUCGUCGACCACAACGACCGAACUCAUUAAAUUUGACGAAAAAUUUUUCAACAUCACCACCGACUUCAUCACCAUAUUCAUCAAUUUCUUCCUCUUGCUCUACAAAUACUUCGGCGUCGUCGUUAUGCUGCGCAAAUGUUCCGCAAACAACAAAUUUCAAUUUUCCUCUUAAUUCUUGUUCUUCCACUUCGUCGUUCUCGUUACCGACCACGUUACAACAGCAACAGCAACAGCAACAGCAGCAACAACAACAACAACAACAACAACAAUUACAGCAAAUUGCGCAAAAUAAUACAAAUGGCGAUUUACAACAACAAUUAAAACAACAACAACAACAGCAACAACAACAACAACAACAACAAAUAAAUAAUAUAUGUGAUACACCACCACCUGCAACUGCAAAUGGUUCGUUAACAAUGAACGCAACAAAUUCAAUUCCUUUUGCCGUCAAUCAAUCAAACAGUAUUUGUAACAACAAUGAAAUUCAUUACAACAACAACAAUAAUAAUAAUAAUAAUAAUAGCAAUAGCAACAAUAAUAACAAUAAUAACAACAAUAAUAACAAUUGUGAUAAACUUACAUUGGAUGCCUGUGAAAUUGCGAACUUUCUCGCCAAUGAGCUUUUUAUGCAACAGGUACAUAAAUCUCCUCUACUCGUAAAUUUCUCGUUUAGAAAAAAGCGAUGGAAAAGAUUCAUAUAAAUAGGUUUAACUGAUGAAAUUAUUUCAUUUUCCAAUUGUUCAUAAUCAAACAAAAAAUGGGUGACAAAAAGCCGGAAAAGCUUGAAAAAUUUCAAACCCAUUAUGGUAUUGCUGCGUGCUCUUAACCAGAAUGGCGCUUCGCUUUUGCCGAAAUUGUAUUUAACUCGAUAGAUAAAAUCGUCUGCCAUGAUUAUCUUUUUCUAUUUGGGUUAGAAUUAUUUAUUUAGUUUUUUUUGUUUUCUUCCAAAUCUCGCUCCUGGCGACUUUAUUAGUGUAAAAGUGAACGGAAAUUCUGAACGGACUAAUUUCGAUUGGAAUUCGGUUAGGAUAUCCGCUGAAAUUGAAUUGAAAUUCGUUUGCAAGUCAAUUGAGAUUAGUUUGGAGUUCCAUUGGAAUUCAUUUGAAAUUGAUUUGUUCGAAUAUUUGAUAAAUCGAAUGUUUUAUGAAGGCCACGACAACAUAAUACAUUAAUUUUCAAAUCAAGAAGUUGAAAACGUAGAAUUCAAAUUGAAUUAAAAUUGAAUUAUAUUUCAAAUGCAAGUGAACUAAAGUUGUAGUGAUCUUGUAUUGGAAUUGAGUUAACAUUGAAUUCAUGUUAAUUCUAAAUUAAAUACUUUACGACGGCGGACGGUAAGAAGUGAUGGAUUAAUUUCUAUUCGGACAAUCUGCUCCGAUAUGGAUGUCAAUUAAGAAGUGCUUUGGAAGCAUCCGUUUU
Messenger RNA from Glossina fuscipes, 2140 nucleotides. RefSeq lists its product as uncharacterized. The coding region runs from base 115 to 1425 and encodes 436 amino acids. The record is from RefSeq and is a predicted model, not a curated record. Lineage: Eukaryota; Metazoa; Arthropoda; Insecta; Diptera; Glossinidae. The transcript has 2 exons.